CCCAGAAAAUAAUCCAGAAUUAUUAGCGACGAAAAACUCCCUCUUUAUAAAAAAAGGCGACGCAAAGAGUCCGUCAAUUACAUAACAAAAUUAUUAUCAAAGACUUGUUCGGAUAUCCAAGUUCAAUUAAACAAAUAAUAUAAGAAAAGGGAGACCCUUUUGUUUAGAGUCAAAUGUAUCAUUAUUCCAACAUUCAGCCAUCUUCAUCUUCUUCUCUUUAUUCUUCUUCUACCAUGUCACAUAUUUCUGGUAUUCAAGGCCAGCUUCUUGAAGUUACUGUUGUUGGGUGCAACAAAUUGAAAGAUACAGAAUGGAUUUCAAGGCAAGAUCCUUAUGUUAUUGUUGAAUAUGGUAGCAAUAAAUCCCGUACGAGAACAUGUACAGAUGGUGGUAAAAAUCCUACAUUCCAAGAGAAGUUUGUAUUUACUUUAAUCGAAGGGCUAAGAGAGCUAAACCUUGUGGUUUGGAACAGCAAUACUUUAACAUAUGAUGAUUUCAUUGGCAGUGGAAAGGUUCAAUUGCAGAAGGUUCUAUCAGAGGGCUAUGAUGAUAGCACCUGGACACUUCAAACUAAAACUGGCAGAUAUGCUGGUGAAGUGAGGCUCAUUUUGCAUUAUGCAAAUGCUAGUAAACCAGCAGGUAGCUUUGCUCCUUCUGCUCCACCAUAUGCUGCACCUGCUCCCUCAUAUGCUGCACCUGCUCCUCAUGUCUCAAUGUACUCCACGCCACCUCCAGCCUCUACAGGUCAUUACCCACAACUAGCUACCGCCUAUGCUCCUCCAUCUCCUUAUCCUUCCUACCCACCUAAUCCAGCAUAUCCACCAUCUGCAUACCCUUCAUCAACUGCUUAUCCUCCUCACCCAUAUCCAGCACCUUCUGCUUAUCCUCCACCACCAUAUCCACCACCUCCAAAUGCUUCGCCCUAUUAUCCUCCAGGUCCCUUCCCUGGAGUCUAUCCUCCACCACCAUACUAAGAAGCAACUCCGCCAUGUCCAAGUUAAGAAACAAUAUGUGGAUCUAAUACCAUGUGUAGAGCAAUAGGAUCUGGUCAUGGUAGUAAUGUCCAAACAAUAAGCUUGGGGGAGCAAUAGUAAGGUUGCUCUGUUGUGAUCCGCACAGGUCAUGUAUUCAGUCCACAGAAACAACUUGCAACACAAAGGGACGGCCACCCUCUUCCAAACCUGCUGCGUGAUACGCCAAUUGGGACGUCCAUGUUCUUAACAACUCUCGAGGAUUUGUCUUUUCCAUGACAAUUGUCUAUAAAUGUUGAUACAUGUCAUUUUGCAAGAUAGAAUUAGUGCCCAUUUUGUUUUUUCCUUAGAAAUUCUCAUCAUGCCAAUAAAUUAAUCUUUCAUUCGUGUUAA
Ricinus communis (castor bean) is the source of this 1364-nucleotide messenger RNA. RefSeq names its product leucine-rich repeat extensin-like protein 3. The coding region runs from base 174 to 974 and encodes 266 amino acids. Lineage: Eukaryota; Viridiplantae; Streptophyta; Magnoliopsida; Malpighiales; Euphorbiaceae. The record is from RefSeq and is a predicted model, not a curated record. The transcript is spliced from 7 exons.